Molecule: messenger RNA, 882 nt
Organism: Bradysia coprophila
Lineage: Eukaryota; Metazoa; Arthropoda; Insecta; Diptera; Sciaridae
Gene: eIF1
Product: eukaryotic translation initiation factor eIF1
Biological process (GO): translational initiation
Molecular function (GO): translation initiation factor activity
Source: RefSeq, a predicted model, not a curated record
UUUGUUUCCUUUUCAAAGUGACAAGAAGCUAACAAGAAGUAACGCGUUUUAGCUCUUGCAAUUUUUUCAGUUUAUCCGAACAGUUUGUUGUACCUGCGUCUGCAGUAAAAUUAUUUUGAUCGUACAUUAUUUGUUAUAUCGUAUGUCCAUCCAGAAUUUAAACACAUUUGACCCGUUUGCUGAUGCAAGUAAGGGCUCUGAUGAUAAUGUGCAAGACGGUCUCGUGCACAUAAGAAUACAGCAACGAAAUGGUCGCAAAACAUUAACAACGGUGCAAGGAUUAUCUGCGGAAUAUGACUUGAAAAAAAUCGUUCGGGCAUGUAAGAAAGAGUUUGCAUGUAACGGCACAGUAAUUGAGCACCCAGAAUACGGUGAAGUCUUACAGUUACAGGGCGAUCAGCGUGAAAACAUUUGUCAGUGGCUUACUAAAUCCGGUCUAGCAAAAUCGGAUCAAUUGAAAGUUCAUGGUUUCUAAGCGUAUUUAAACUGAACAACAUUAGAUCAAUAAACUCCAUGAACGUUUAUCAUUAACAACACUAUUCCUCAUAAUCAAAUCGAAACAUUAAAAAAAUAAUAAUUUAAAAAUUUAAAAAAAUUAAAUAAAAAUCGAACAUCCCCUAGCAAAAAAUCAAUAGAAUUAUAAUCCGAGCUAAUAAUUGCAUAAGCGGACACACCAUUUGUCAGUGCUAUGUCAAUAAUGCAAAAAAAAUCUCAUUGAUUUUUGGUUAUCAUGAGCACACACAAUUUUGAUAAUAGACUAAACACAAACAAACACAUACACAGACACUUUAAUGUAAUGUUGUAGCUAUGAAAAAUCUUGUUCCAAUGAUGUAGAAUUUUUACAGACACACAAAAAGAAAGAAUAAAAACUUAAAAACAAAA